AUUUUGCGGAGAACUCGAAGUGGGAGGGAGAGAGAGAGAGGAGAGGGAGAGAGAGCGGGAAGAGGGAUCCAGCUGUGCUGAGCAGAAGAGGGGAAACACUAGCAGGAGAAUAAAGCAGGAGCAGCAAGAGAAGCAGAGGGUUGUCUCAGCCAGCCACAGGAGACUUGAGGCUGGAGCCCUCUUCCGCCUCUUCAUCACGAUCCUAUUUGGCGUGGACACAGAGAGAGACCGGUGAAAGUGGAAGGGGGGAUUACCUCUCUCCCCCGCUUAGGUCCAGAGGGGAUUCCACGGUCAAAGGAAAGAUAGCGAGUGUAGCUAGCCACCUGUGCACAGACUCGUAUCAGUCACGGAGGAUUGGGUUGCGGAGCGUUCAGCAGGGGCCACAGGGGGCUGACUCUACCCCUGUCUAGGGGCUCUGUCGGUGGGGCUUUCAUGGUGUGAGAGAGGGCUGGUGGUGGUGGUGGUAGACGUGGUGCGGGGUCCCCCCAGAGAGAAGCACAGGCGGGGCUUCUGCUGGGGAGAAGCAGGGCUAGUUCAGCACCAUGCCCGAGGGCAACUACCUGCUCUCUGUCUCCUGGGGCUACAUCAAGUUCAAGAGGAUGUUGAACCGAGAGCUGACCCACCUGUCGGAAAUGAGUCGCUCUGGCAACCAGGUGUCAGAGUUCAUCUCCAACACCUUCCUAGACAAGCAGAACGAGCUGGAGCUGCCGUGCCCCGUGAAGAAGGGCCGGGAGAGGAAGAGGAAGCAGGCGGGCCAGCAGACGGGGAUGAUGACCCAGAUCAGCGGGGUGAGGAAGGUCAGCCACGCCCCCGGGGACUCGGCGCUCAGCCGCUUCGGGGUGAAGACGGACCAGGAGGACCUGCUGUCCAAGGACCUGGAGGACAUCAACACCUGGGGUCUGAACAUCUUCAGGGUGGCCGAACAUUCCCACAACCGCCCCCUCACCUGCAUCAUGUACACCAUCUUCCAGGAGCGAGACCUGAUGAAGACGUUCAAGAUCCCGACGGACACGUUUGUCACGUUCAUGUUGACCCUGGAGGCCCACUACCACUCUGACGUGGCCUACCACAACAGCCUGCACGCGGCCGACGUGGCCCAGUCCACACACAUCCUGCUGUCCACCCCUGCCCUGGACGCCGUCUUCACCGAUUUGGAGAUCCUGGCGGCCAUCUUUGCGGCAGCCAUCCAUGACGUGGACCACCCGGGUGUCUCCAACCAGUUCCUCAUCAACACAAACUCAGAGCUGGCUCUGAUGUACAACGAUGAGUCGGUUCUGGAGAACCACCACCUUGCGGUGGGCUUCAAGCUACUCCAGGAGGACAACUGUGACAUCUUCCAGAACCUCAGCAAGAAGCAGAGGCAGUCCCUCAGGAGGAUGGUGAUCGACAUGGUUCUAGCUACAGACAUGUCUAAACACAUGAGCCUGCUGGCUGACCUGAAGACCAUGGUCGAGACCAAGAAGGUGACCAGCUCAGGAGUGCUGCUCCUGGACAACUACACCGACAGGAUUCAGGUGCUGAGGAACAUGGUUCACUGUGCGGACCUGAGCAACCCCACCAAGUCCCUGGAUCUGUACCGCCAGUGGACCGACCGCAUCAUGGACGAGUUCUUCCACCAGGGCGACCGGGAGAGGGAGCGAGGCAUGGAGAUCAGCCCCAUGUGUGACAAACACACCGCCUCGGUGGAGAAGAGCCAGGUGGGCUUCAUCGACUACAUCGUCCACCCCUUGUGGGAGACCUGGGCUGACCUGGUCCACCCCGACGCCCAGGACAUCCUGGACACCCUGGAGGACAACCGCAACUGGUACCAGAGCAUGAUCCCCCAGAGCCCCUCGCCGCCCUUCUACAGCGGGGACGCCGAGGGGGACGGGGACGGGGAGGGGGACGGGGACGGGGACGGGGAGGGGCGGGGCGGCUGCGAGCAGGGGACCAAGUUCCAGUUUGAACUGACGCUGGAGGACGAGGGGCGGCCGUGCGGACAGACGCAGACUCUCCCCGGUCCCUCCUCCCCCGACCCCGCCGACACCAGCCCGCCGUCGUGACCUCUGACCUCACACUGGCGGCCACACCAUUGGCUGUUCCACAGCGGCUCCUUUUAAUUGCAGUGGAGGAAUCCUGCAAACCUGGCUCUCUGGAGCUGCCCGAGAGGGCCUGACUGACUCUGGGGGCCCCCCCUGGAGAAGAGUGGGGGAAACCCUGUAGCUCUUUGUCUCAGAGCUCCCCUGGGAGAAUAACGGUGUUGGAAGGACGGCCAGACAUGAAGGAUCCACUGGAGGAGUGUAGAAGGCAGUGCCAAGGCUCCCUAGCCACAUGGGGCUACCUCCUUUGUUUGGACUAAUACUGUAGAACAGUAGAGAAGGAUAACUAUGUCCAGACAGACGGGAGACACGAGCACUUUCACUUUUUUGUUGUUGCUGUUGUUGGGUUUCUUCAUUUGUUUUGAAGAAGGUUUACUUGUUUUGUAACACUUGUCUGGAGACAGUGUGUACCUUUUUUUACCAACCAUGUCUUUAGUACGUCAUGUUUUCUAUAAUUUAUGGAACAAAGUGAAAAGAUGUGAAAUGUUUGUUUUUCUACACAAGAAUAUGGACGGUGUGUCUCACAAGUCAGAAAAUUGUGCAGUCUUCCCAAUGUAGGCAAUAUUGCAGCAUAUUCUCAAAAGGAUUUGGGGAUAUCACUUUUUAAUCAUGUGACUUCCAAGCACAAUUUGCACUUUUUGACGGAUCGAAAAAGAAAGUGUAUCCAUUUUCUUUUCUUAAAUCCCAAUUUAAAGUCAAAGUUAUUCGUAUGCUCUAAUAAAUGGCACAAAUCAGUGUCAAUACCAGUGAAGACAAGCUCCCUAAAACAUCAAAAGCACUCACAAAACCCAUCAGUAGUUUGUAUUGACACAAACUCCCUUUUAUUUCCUAGGGGAAAGAAGUAAAAUCAACCAGUUCCAAAGACGUUCAGAGAGAAGCACUUUAACAGACAAACUGCCACUAAGGAGAGAUGUAGAGAGCCUUUUAUUAACUCCUGCACCCAAAAAUGUAAUUCCUUAUUAGACCCAUUAAUUGAAAAAAUGAUUUGGCCAAUUCAGCUAAAAAGAUUUUUAUGUUUUUUUACUUUCAAACCUCGAAAGUUAAAUCCUCGCGGCUGCUAUUUUACCCGCCCAACACGCAUCCUCCUGCAUUAGGAAAAACAUCCUCCAUCAACACAGCCUGACAUCAUGUUGAUGUGGUUCAAGCCAGAUCUGUAUAUGCACAACUCUCCUGAUCUGGCAGAACAUUUCUAACAACAACAAUGAACGUAAUUUAAAGUUAAGGAUAAAAACAAGUGUCAUCCUUUUUUCUUUUUUGCUCAAUUGAAAGGUACUGCAAAGUAUGCUGCCAUUCCUUUUAACCUCUUGUUUAGGGAUGUGAACAUUCCAACCCUACGUGUGUGUUGCAUCCAUACCUUGUAUUCACCUUGAACUGUUUAUUUAUUACCAUUCCAUUGUACCUGUAAAUAGAAAUGUAUUCACAAUCUAGUUGCAAUUAUUAAUAUACGCAUUUAUACACAUCUGUCGUGGUGUUCUAUGAGUCUAUGAAGCAAUAUCCUGUUUUAUUUCCUGAGAAAAGUGCUCAGAUCUGCACACACCGUUCUGAAGCACAAUGUGGACGAGGACUGUCGACACAAACACAAGAACUUCUUUUUUUUUUUCAUGUGUUGUUUUUUGAGGAGACAAACAAUAUUUGAAAUCCACUGCAAUUUAUUCAUAUCUGUGAAUCCAAAAAAUAUGUUUGUAUUGUUCUCAAACACCCUUGUAUUGAGGUGAUGGGCGAUAGUAACUAUGAUCCUUCGUAAUGAGUCCAACGGCUGGAUUGUUUCCUACUAAGUACGGUGACGGGUCACUGUAGUUGGAAUAAUGACAUUUUUUUCAAAUGGGUUCUUUAUACUUUCUCACACAAUGUAUGGUAAAAUAUUGUCUGCUCCAUUCCAAUAAGAUCAUUAAAAUCAGCAUGAAUUA
Messenger RNA from Hypomesus transpacificus, 3985 nucleotides. Its product is annotated as cAMP-specific 3',5'-cyclic phosphodiesterase 4B-like. Gene Ontology annotation, biological process: signal transduction. The transcript has 10 exons. Gene Ontology annotation, molecular function: transmembrane transporter binding; 3',5'-cyclic-AMP phosphodiesterase activity. Lineage: Eukaryota; Metazoa; Chordata; Actinopteri; Osmeriformes; Osmeridae. Bases 543 to 2042 code for a protein of 499 amino acids. The record is from RefSeq and is a predicted model, not a curated record. Gene Ontology annotation, cellular component: cytosol; perinuclear region of cytoplasm; nucleus.